Molecule: messenger RNA, 3671 nt
Organism: Acipenser ruthenus (sterlet)
Lineage: Eukaryota; Metazoa; Chordata; Actinopteri; Acipenseriformes; Acipenseridae
Product: dual specificity calcium/calmodulin-dependent 3',5'-cyclic nucleotide phosphodiesterase 1B-like
Exons: 14
Coding region: 127-1680 (517 amino acids)
Biological process (GO): signal transduction
Molecular function (GO): 3',5'-cyclic-nucleotide phosphodiesterase activity
Source: RefSeq, a predicted model, not a curated record
CUGAAGAGAGGCUGACUCUGUGCUGACACAGAUUCAGGACCGUUCAGCCUGUCACAUCCUGAGAGCACUCUCUCUGCCUCUCCGUCUCUUACAUUCUCACACACACAGACACUUCCUCCUGCCCCCAUGGCUGAGUUUGUGAGAGUUCGCAAGAAACACCUACAGGCUCCGAUCAAAAGGUUACGCAUCAUGAUGAAACAGCUGGACAAGGCAGAGGUGGACUUCGAAGACAUGAAGAAGAAUCUGGAAUACACAGCUUCUCUGCUAGAGGCAGUUUACAUUGAUGAGAACAGGCAGAUCCUGGAUAUCGAAGAUGACCUGCAGCAGCUCAGAUCAGACACAGUCCACUCGGAGGUGCGUGAUUGGCUGUCCUCCACCUUUACCCACAAGGCCCUUUCCCCUGGCAAGCGGUCCGACGAGAAGCGCACAUUCCGCAGCAUUGUUCACGUGGUGCAGGCUGGCAUCUUCGUGGAGAGAAUGUUUAAGAAAGCCUACUCUGCUGCCAUUCCCAACCAGUCAUCUGCUGUGCUUCACUGCCUGAGGAACGUGGACCGGUGGAACUUCGACAUGUUUGCACUGAACUCGGCCUGCAGGGAGCGCUCUCUGAGGACCGUGGUCAUCGAGCUCCUCACCCGAUACGAGCUCAACAGCCACUUCAAGAUUCCAAUCGCGUUCCUAAUCUCCUUCCUCGAUGCUCUGGAGAGCGGAUACAACAAGCACCGGAACCCGUAUCACAGCCAGGUCCACGCGGCCGACAUCACUCAGACUGUCCACUGCCUCCUGCUGCGCACAGGCUUAGUGAACUGGCUGAGCGAGCUGGAGAUCCUUGCAGCGCUCUUUGCAGCUGCGAUCCACGACUUUGAGCACACCGGCACCACCAACCCCUUCCACGUGCAGACCAGGUCCGAUUACGCGAUGAUCUAUAACGACCGCUCUGUGCUGGAAAGUCACCACGUGAGCGCUGCGUUUCGGCUCAUGCAGGACGAUGAGAGGAACAUCUUCAUCAACCUCUCCCGGGAGGAAUGGAGGGAGCUGCGGAGUCUCGUCAUCGAGAUGGUUCUGGCAACGGACAUGUCGACCCACCUCAUGCAGGUCAAGUCCAUGAAGACCUGUCUGCAGCAGCUGGACAGGAUUGACAAGCCCAAGGCCCUGUCCCUGCUGCUGCACACUGCAGAUAUCAGCCACCCCACCAAGCCCUGGGCUCUACAUGCUCGCUGGACCAAGGCCCUGAUGGAGGAGUUCUUCAGGCAGGGAGACAAGGAGGCAGAAUUGGGGCUCCCUUUCUCUCCUCUCUGUGACCGCAAGACCACGCUGGUAGCCCAGUCCCAGAUUGGGUUCAUUGAUUUCAUCGUGGAGCCCACCUUCUCUCUGCUGACGGACAUGGCUGAGAAGAUCGUGAUCCCGCUGGUUCAGGAAAACCCGUCACCGCCCGACUCCUGCAAAAGGCUCAGUUUCUUGUGGAGAGAGAGCUCUCGGGGUCUGGAGUGGAAUCAAGCACACAUCACAGCCGAGCUGCGCAAUUUCCGCUCCACCUGGACCCGGUACACGCAGCAGAACAAACUGAAGUGGAAGGAGCGAGCUGCCAACAAAUCUGCAGACCAGUGCUCCAUUAAGGAGCUGUCUUCGGGUGAAGAGGACUUCUCGGAGGAGAACGCAGUGGAGCUCCGUCACAAGGACUAGCGUCCUGGUCGGGGCAGCCCGGUGCCUGGCGUGGGUGUCGUGGCAAAUUCCGCCACCCUGCCCACAGGCGCCAAUCUCUACUGUAAGGUGUUGGGGACAAAACGUGUGGCAAUAUAGGACAAAUUCUUAGAAACACAGAUGGCGAGUAUCGAAACAGUAACAGCGAUAAGAAAUGUUUUUAAUGUGUAUUUUAACUAUAAACUAUUCUGCUUCAGAAACGCUAUGCUUGAUCGCAUUGUUACUUGACAAAUUAGGGUCAUUAUAUGUCUGAUCUGAAACAGAAUUCCUUUUCCAGUUCAGGCAGAUUGAUGUCACCCCGAAUGUCUUGGUGUGUGUGACAAACUGCUAUGGAGUUCAGUCUGCUUUGUGUCAUACUGCUGCGCAGCCAGGACUUCAGUCGUCAUAGGCUGCUAAAACUGAGUUCUGCUUGGGCCAAAGAUGCUGGCGAAACGAGAAGCAAACGUAAAAGUUGUUCAACUUGUGGGAAAAGUCUUGUAGACAUCUAUUAAGAUUUUCCAGCAGCGCUAAAACUGGCAUAGCCAUGUGCAAUCCCAAGAGUACUGUUCCCAUUCGAAAUCUUACAAGUAAGCCGUUGGCAGGAGAAGCUGUUUCUUAUCUCAUCCGCUCAGCUAGACUGUACCUCUGGGUAUUGUGUUAAAACAAACUUCACAUCUGCAGGACGCGUUAGCCAUCUCGCUGGUCAUAGCGGCCUGAUUGAGUGAAACGUUGUACUUUCACUGCAAGCAACAGGGGCCGCAUUCACAAAGCUGACUUAAGUCUAAGACUGGUCACAAGCCUUCAAUUUGAACUUAAGUCUUAUUCACGAACAAGUCUUAAUGUGAUUUUGGUUUUAAGUAUGUGCUUAACUUUAAGACUACCUUGGAGGAGGCAUUUUUGUAGACAGGGGAAAACCUUUUGGUAGUUUUUAACGAGACUGAACUGAGAAGUCGAUACCGUUUUGGGAGACAGUCAGUUGAAACGCUAACUUAUAUUUUAGAGACCUUUCUCCCCCAACCAACAGAAGCAUGCAAUUUCAGCUUUGUUGCAGGUAAAAAAAACAAAAAAAAAAAAAAAAAACAUACAUUACUUUCUUUACAAUCACUCGAACUUAUUUAAAUAAAUGAAAUUGUCAAUAGUUUUUUCUUUUAAACAAAACAGUACAAAUUGUUAACUAUAAAAACAUACAAAAAUGUUGGCAGUACAAUUAAAAAGAAUCUACCAAAUUGUUUUAUGCUGCAAGCUAGCACAGAACCAAAACAUUGUUGUAGUCAAUAAAAAAUAAACAGUACCAAAAAAAACCGCUUAUUUCUGGUUAAAAAUGCUUUGAUUAAUUUGAAUACAUUUUUUCUCUGUAAAUAGUUUUUUUUUUUUAAAUAUAAAUUAGUGAGAUUGCCUCAUCACUGUGAAAUAAUUCAACAUAUCACUAUUUAUAAAUUUUAAAAUAUAAUAACGACGUGUCAUUAACAUAACAUAUUAAAUCCUAUUUUACAAUGUAUUAGUUUGACAUUACUGUAUAUAUUUACAGUAUAUGAUUAUAUUUCGUACUUUAUAAUCCCAGUGAAGGAGCCAAACUGACAGUUUUCUGUCAGGCAGCGCGAGCAGUUUGAGCGGGAGAUAGUGAAGAUAGGUCGCGCGAGGACAGAAACACGGUCUAAAUUAAACUCGCUUUGUGAAGGUCAUAACAUAGCCUUUUUUUGGUCUUAAUCUUAAAUCAGCUUUGUGAAUACGCUGCGAGUAAACACAAAGAAAAAAUGAUGUAGCCUAAAAAAUCGUUUUUAUAAAUCGAAAUAUAAAAUUGACAAAAUGGUAAUAUGCCAGUAGGCAUCGAUAUUAGAUCGUUAUAUUUUAUUGAAAAAAAAAUAAAUCCUACCUCACUAACUUCUGGCAAUAUUUCACUGCUACCAUCUAGUUAUUCCACCCUUUUUUUUCAGGUGGUUUCCUAAAAAAAAAAAAAAAAAAAAAGAAAGAAAAUCCACUUUCAAAAUCAAAAC